This is a messenger RNA of Saprolegnia parasitica CBS 223.65, 751 nucleotides long. RefSeq lists its product as hypothetical. NCBI's taxonomy places the organism in Eukaryota, Oomycota, Saprolegniomycetes, Saprolegniales, Saprolegniaceae. The record is from RefSeq and is a predicted model, not a curated record. Bases 20 to 751 code for a protein of 243 amino acids. The transcript is spliced from 2 exons.
GCAUUUGCUCGCUUGCGCAAUGGACCUCCACUUGCUCCUGAACCCGUGUUUGGGCCACAAAGACAUGGACGCCUCGCAUCUCGACCCAUGCAGCAUCGUUCGUUGCGUCGAGUUUCACGAAGCACCGACCAAGAAGCGCCGUCCGCCCGUACAACACCCGUCAACAUUUUACAAGCGACCUCGCGUGGACUACACCAUUUCAGCGACCCACGAGCCGCACGUCAAUUCGGCUUGUAUGAUGUACAGCACUACUUUUCAAACGCACUCCGCCACUGAAUCGCAUCGCCUCGACCGAUCUCAUGAAGUUAACAACGCGCACUGCCACCCGUACAACCACCAGAUGCAGCCCAGCAGCACGAACCUGACGUGUCAUGUCCUCUUCAAGCACCACUCCGACGUCCGCACCGCGUUCCUUGACGUGGGGUUUGACGCCAACAGCAUCUUCAACCAGAUCUGUCCAUUGCGCAAAGGCCGGUGGCGCCACGAAGAGGAAGCCUACGCCAUCGAGCUCGUCAAGAUGGUCCACGCCAACCGACUCCCGCUCAAGUUUCGCCAGUCGCUUCGGACGUUCCUCGCCCAGAAACUCCACAGCGACGAGAUGCGCCGCGGUCACGUGGACGAAGACGCUGUCGUGACGGGAACAGCGUACGAGAACGAGCGAUCGAUCGAGCCGCUCGAGACGUUGCGCCGGGCGUUUUUGAAGUCGGUGCAGAUUGAAGUCGUGGUUGCGAUGCGCGAGUACGAUAAAUAG